GCGUCGCAGUACAUGCAUCAAGAUUCCAGUGAUACGAUCGAUCCAUGAUGCGGGUCGACGCCGCCGCUGUGACCCAGGGCAUAGCCAUCGCCAGCUUCGCGCUUCUCCUUCCCGAGGCUAUCCUUGGUCGCCCUCCCACGCGCAGCUUCCGCCUCCAGCAGCUGUUCUUUGUUCUGCCUCAAUUCGCAUCCAUUGUCCUCGUCAUGAUGCAUUCUCGUUUGAAGUGGCAGCACUUCCGCCCCCAAACAAAGCACAACUUGUUUGUCGUGCACAUUGCCAUACUCGUGUUUGCUUGCAUCGCCAUGGAACAGUCUGGGUUCCGCAUGGGUCUGCGGUGGUGCUGUACCUUUCGAUCGUCCUGUCCUCCGACGCCGUUGGUGCAGCCAGCCAGAUGCACCGACGCAUUCAGUUCCAUAGGUCGGCUCGUGCUGGUGUCCAUGCAUUUCAUCGGCACCGUGGGCUGUUUCGUCGCCCAAGGAGCGCUUCUCACGUCCAACUCGCUUCAAACGACGCUGCUAACGACCUAGUACCAACACGAUGUCUAUUCUUCUUUACAAAUGCUAAUUACGCAAACAAUUCGCCUUGCUUGGGCGGCUGUUGCUUCCCCGUCGCUUGGUUGUUGUGUCCGUCCUUGGUCGCCGUCCCCGCCGGCAGCGGCGCCUGUUCCGGCUGCUGCAACUCGAUCGUCGCGAGCUUGACGUCGUUUUCUGACACCUUUUGCACGUCGUCGGGCUUGAGUUCCUUGUCGCACAUGGGGCAAAUCGAUUCCGCUUCCAAAUGACUCACCAAAUGCGAAUACAGCGCUGGAAACUGGCAGUGCGGACAUUGGCUCCAGUCGGUUUUAACCAUGUGGUAGCCCUACACCACACAUCGUCAGCCUUCUUAAC
Messenger RNA from Aphanomyces astaci, 887 nucleotides. RefSeq lists its product as hypothetical. The transcript has 4 exons. The record is from RefSeq and is a predicted model, not a curated record. The coding region runs from base 45 to 527 and encodes 160 amino acids. Lineage: Eukaryota; Oomycota; Saprolegniomycetes; Saprolegniales; Verrucalvaceae.